CGCAUUGAACGGCAGACGAAGAACGAAACCAGCGACGAGCAGAACGAGAAGUGCGUCGUUACGGUCCCGAAACCAUCCAGCAGCGACCAACGAAGAAGGGCAACGCUAAAUCCCCCUCCGUUUCCCCUUCCCUCCCUUCCUCCCCUCCCAACGCCCGCGGUCCAUUCAUCGGGAAGGAACCGUCACAAAAUUCCUUCAUAUACACCUGCCCCCAACGCACCCCAAACCCUCCCGAAAUCGUAACGCAAACCGGAUCGCGACCGAUCGCGGGUGGGUGUCUUCAUGGAUCGGCGCAAUGGCGGCACUAGUUUGGCGCCCCCAAGGCCCCCAAAAUCGUUGCCCCGCGUGCACCGUCCCCGGGCCCCGGAACCACACGCUACCAGCGCCACCGUCGCACCCGCGCCCCACCCCGCGCCGAUGAUUGGCAGCAUGAACGGGGGCGGCCCGGCAUCCACCGGACCGGGGGGCCACCUGCAGCGGUCCGUCACGCCGGCAGCAGCAGCAACACCGGUGCCACCGCAGCUGUCACCGAAACCGAGACACCUGAUCGGUGCUGCAACCGGCACCGGCGCCGUCCUCGGUGGCAGUAGUGCGAGCAGCAGCAACGGUAACGACAGCAACAGCAGCAACCUAGCGUGUAAUAAUAUCAGCAGCAACGGCAACAAUAAUAUUAGUAAUAACAGCAGUAACAAUAAUAAUACUAUUUUUAUGAAUAAUAAUCCUCAUAAUCAUACGAGCGCGGUGGCCGCCGCGGUGGGGCCAACCGGCGACAGUAAUUUUAACAGUGCUAGCCUAAUCAAUAGCAGUAGUAGAAGUAAUAGUAGCACUAGCAGCACUAGCAAUAGCACCAGCAGUAGCGCUAGCAGUAGGUGUAAUAAUAGUAAUCUAAAUCAUAAUAAUAAUAAUAAUAAUAAUAAUAGCAGUAGUAGUAGUAGUAGCGGUAGCAGUAGCACUGGUGGCAACAAUGCCCGAAGCGGCAGUAGUCAACCUCAUCAGCAUCAUCAGCCACAUCCGCAUCAUCCUCAUCCGCAUCCGCAUCCGCACCAUCACCAGCCCAAUCAUCCGCAUCAGCAGAGCAAUCGGAGCAUCGGCAGCAACUCGUCCACGUUGUCGUCGGUAUCGUCCAGCUCGUCGACGGUCGCGCUGUUGAGGCCGCACCAGAUCGCCCCGCUCGUGCCGCUGCACACCCGAUCGGCGACGCCACCCCCGCCACCACUGCCCCCACACCAGCGGCCCACGUCACCGGCGGCCGGCAGUACCUUUGCCCGCCGCCGGCACACCCCCGCGGUGGCCACCAGUCCACCGGCCCACCAUCAUCCACAUCUCACUAGUAUUCCGCACGGGUCGUCCAGCGAUACCACCGGCAGUGCACCGCCGGUGCUGCUGCUACCGGUCGAUCAACCGAUCGUGCCGGCCACCGGCACGAACGCCUCCAACCCGACGACCCCGGUAACGUUGGCCGCACCGCGCCCGGAAAAUGAGCGGCUCGCGAACGAGUACGUCGACACGCCGUUCGGUCGCACCGGCGGGCCGACGGUCGCCGGUGGGCCCAACAUUCCAUCGGCCGGCGGACUACUGUCGGGGGGUUUGCAGCCGGGCACCGUCCCGCACCAGCAGCACCGCAACCUAUCCCUGCUGGUCGGGGGUGAUACGGUGGUGCCGGUCAUCACGGGCCAGCCGCGACCCGCAGCCGACCGGACGCGGUCUCCGAUGGUCGGCCACAGUGACGCGGCGAUACGGGUGGUGAAGAGUGGGGAAGGAGGGCGGCACGGGCUCACGGCGGCGACCGGCACGGUCGGUCAGCCGCUGGUGAACGCGAACAGUAUUGCGCGCGGAUCGAGCAUCAUCACCAAGCAGCCGACGAAGAAGAAGGACGGCACGGAUCGGCACGAGCUGCUGGAGCUGGAACUGCAGCACCACCAUCACCAUCACCAUCGGCAUCAUGGCCGGGCGGCGAUAGCGACGGUCGGUGGUGUAAGCCCCGGUGCGCUCGGGUCGGCCGGCGCGAACGGAGCGGACGGACUGAUCGGCAUCGGUUCGAUCACCUGCCCGCGGUGUCGGCGGUGCCGGUGCGAGGAGUGCCAAAAGCCACGACCCCUCCCAUCGCACUGGCUCUGCGACAAGAGCUGUCUGUGCAGUGCGGAAACGAUCAUCGACUACGCGUCCUGUCUGUGCUGCGUGAAGGCGCUCUACUACCACUGCUCGAAGGAGCACGAGUUCGAGCGGGAAGUGAUCGGUCCGGACGGGACGAUCGAAACGGAAACCGUAUCCUGCGCGGACGAUCCCUGCUCCUGUGUGCCGCACAAGCGCACGACCCGCUGGGGCUGUCUCGGUGCGCUGUCGGUGGCGCUGCCCUGUCUGUGGUGCUACUGGCCGAUGCGCGGUUGCGUCGCGAUCUGUGCCCGCUGCUACGCCAAACAUUCCCGCCACGGUUGUCGCUGCACGCAGCACCCGGCUGCACCCGGAGGUGGCAGCAACAGCCCGACCGGUGGCAUACUCAACGGUUCCAUGUUUGGCACGGAGCUGAUCGGAGGGCCGGGCGGUGGUGGCGUUGGUGGUUUAAGUGCGGCCGGUCUGCAUGAGCUGCGGGCGAAAGGCGACCCGGCGGAUGGCGAUUCAACGCUGCAGCAUCUGCACCAUCAUCUGCGGCACCAUCUGCACCACCGGUCGCCGGAUGCGUCGUCGAACGAUCUGACCACGCCGGAGAAGCGACUGCUCGAUACCAGCACCGAUACCAGCUACUGACGGUGGUGGCACUGUUGGUCGACGACUGCUGCCGACCAUAUGUACACCGACACGGAUGGCGAGGAUGGCGAGGAUGAGGAGGAGGAGGAGAUGCAGGAUGUUGUUGGUUGUUACGAUCGGGACGCGUUCGUCGAUGAGCACGAUGGUGGUGGUGGUGAUGAGGACGACGAUGAUUCGACGAUGAUUAUGAUGAUGUUGCACCUGUAGAACUGUGACGCGAUCGUGUCCACAUUGUUCCGUUCCUCACCAUCUUUCCCCAUCUUGCCCAACUACUGCUACUGCCUCGGUACUGGGGAUCCUGUUGUUGUAGGGUUAUGUUUCCAUCUCCCGGAUAGGUCGUGUUCGAGUGUUGUUGUGGGUGUGCGGAAUCUCCCUAUCUUAGCCUGUUCCCCUAAUCCCUUCGGCACAACUACCAAAUUCAGAGGUCCAGUCAGGCAUCGUCAGAGUAUCGUCUUCAGAGAUAUAGGAAAGGUAGAAGAAAACAGUCGAAUGAGGCGAGAGUUACUCACAUAUUUACUAGGUGCUAAAACCGCUUAGCGAUUUUGGUCUUGGGAAGAUAGCGAAGUACAUUCGUACAUCUCAUAGGUUGCGUCAUUAUAGAAGCGAUGAUAUUUUCAUCAUCUUUGAACAGAGUUCACGCUUUAGAGGUAUUUGUGUUUUGACAGAUAUUUAGAGUCGAGAAGAGUCCUCAGACUGUAUCAGCUCUAUUUUGCUUGCGUAUCCCAACGUCAAUCUAGUAGUCGGUGUUGACUUUUCACUAAAGAUAGGUGAAGUUUUGGAUGACUUCAAAGCUACGCUCACCUAUCAUUGGAGAGCAUCUUCUAUAGCUGUAAUAGAGCCGUACUUC
Molecule: messenger RNA, 3592 nt
Organism: Anopheles moucheti
Lineage: Eukaryota; Metazoa; Arthropoda; Insecta; Diptera; Culicidae
Product: protein sprouty-like
Exons: 1
Coding region: 283-2745 (820 amino acids)
Biological process (GO): negative regulation of Ras protein signal transduction; negative regulation of fibroblast growth factor receptor signaling pathway; negative regulation of MAP kinase activity
Cellular component (GO): membrane; cytosol
Source: RefSeq, a predicted model, not a curated record